This is a messenger RNA of Paramuricea clavata, 3891 nucleotides long. NCBI's taxonomy places the organism in Eukaryota, Metazoa, Cnidaria, Anthozoa, Malacalcyonacea, Plexauridae. The record is from the annotation of a GenBank genome assembly.
CGCCAAAGAAAUCUUCAGCUACUGAUUUCUAGUUGUAUUCGGUGAAAACAGCGAGUGUGUUAUCAGCAGCAAGCAACAAGAUGGCUUACCAUAAAGGUUUCUCUACAAUUUUGAUAAUAUUUUGUCACAUCUAUGCGAACUUUGGUGCGCCAAACAAUGACCUGGAGAUAAGGUAUGCUUAUCUGCAACCGUUACAACUUUUUGCAAACCAUUUCGUAGAACUGCAUGAGUUGUGAGCUAAUCCGGCGUUUGGAAAAAUUGUAAAACUUUCAACAUAGUAACUAAUCCAACUUUAGUCACUCUUAUCCGUUUUAAGAUAAAAUAGAGAUAUAGAUCGAUGUAACUUGGAAGCUGUUCGUUUCAAUUUGUACUUGAGAAGUCAUUAUUGCAGUAGCUUUUUUUUAUAUCUUAAAAGGUCAAUAGGGGGCUGAUGCAUGCAGCAGUGCACAUUGCAAUAUAUUUCGAAACAAAUUUGCUAACAACAUGCAAUAAUGAACAGGUUUAGCUAAUUCGUCCGAGCUCAUUCUUAUAUAGAAAUGAAGUAAACAAUGAUGAUGUUGUUCAAUCGGAUGUCCAAGUUCCAAACUAUCUACCUCGAGGCCUGUCUGGAAGAGAUGGCAAGUAGCCAGACAUAUAUUUCAUAUAUAAUUUUCAUAAUUAGUAAUGUAUAUAACAGUAUUAUUCUCUCAAACUGAAAAGAUAGUUCUAGAUAAUGACAGUUAGAUGCCAUUUUGGGAGCAUAAUAGAAAAGAAAAUGUUAGUGGGUCUAUUCAAAAAAGAAAUAUCUUUGAUACUAUUUGCAUAUAUACUUGAAUAACAAAUUUCUUCGUUCUAUUUAGCGGUGAAUAUUAAAAGGGUAUCCGAUGUCGAGCAUCAUUGAGUAGAACUCAAGGAAACAAAUAAACUAAUUAAUCCCUUAUAUUAUUUUAUGCAUGCCUAUCCGAUAUAGCCAUUAUAAGAAACUCCAUUUUAAGUCUCCUCCCGUUUUGUUGGUGCUAUUGGCUCUCGCCUGCAUUAAUUAGGAUUAUUUUGCAUUUAUCACUCAAAACCCCCAGACAGACUGCCAUAUAUUAUAUAACCAUGCAGAAAUGGAAACCAAGUUUAAAACAUAAAAAAUAAUUAAUUAUCAAAUAAUAACUUACAGGGACGAUUGAACUGCAUUCCAACGAAAGUUUUAUCAUUUCAUCUAAACUGGACUUCAAACAAUCAAAACAUUUAGUAACUGGAUUGAAAUAGUAAUUAAUCUCAAAUUAUUGUUAACGACUAAGGUUCUAUUAUUUCUUUUCAAUUCAGAAAAUAUUUUAGACAGUCUAUCCAAAUAUGAUUCCGGAUCACUGGACGAAAUAACUGUAUUUAUUUUUUUUUAUUUGUGCAUCCCUAGUGAUAUUUUUUAUUUCCUGCAAUCUGAUUGGUGCAGCAGCGGGCAGUUUUUUACGAUAUCUUACGGUGGCCCAAAAGUGUUAUUUUUUAGCGACAAACUGAGCAGUGAAAACAAUUUUCAAACUCAAAACACUACCCGAAGAGUUUAAAAUCCACCCUAUCUAUACUUAAAGCAGUAAAAUACGGUGAGUUGGCUUCAGUGAACUUAGUGCUAAGCCCCAAAUGUACUUUUCUCCGACCAAAAUGCGAAGAAAAAAACAUAAACAUCGAAAAAACACUGGCCAGUGCUACAUGGUUUGCUUCAAAUGUGGAGACAUAUAUUCAGCUAUUCUUCGAAAAUAUACGUAUAAAUAGUACAACGUAGAACUUGUCCUUAAACAUGAAAGUUAAAAAAACCAAGAUUAAAGACAAUUCCUGGGCUUAUUUCGGUCAAGAUCGUUUUUAUAAAAGUCGUAAUGAACAAAUUGCUUUUCUGGAAUUAAAAUUUGUAUUUUUCUGUAAAAAAAGCAUUUUUCAAGCAUGUUCAUGCUUCAAAACAAAUCGGAAAAUAAAUAUUUUUACUUAGUUUUCCUUCUGUUUUCUUGGUGAGUAGAAAAGCAUCUGUUGCAAUGAAACCACAAGAUUUUUAUCCAGCAUAUUUCGCUUCCGGUACUCCGGUUUUAGCAGUUUGUCAGGCAUGCUUGCACUAUAAAACUAACAAACGCAACUGAUCUCCAAUGUACUUCGCAACUGGAAUUUUAUCCGAAUUCAUUAUAACCAUGAACUAUCAAAUAAAAAAAUAAACACGUCUCAGAAGCGUCUCAGAAGCAUCUCAGAAGCCUCGGCCUCAGAAGCGUCCCUCGGCCUUCGGCCUCGUGCCGCUUCUGAUACCUCGGGACAAUAUUUUUUUCAGUACGGACCUCGCAGCCGGUAAAUAACAUAUAUGUAUUUCUCUUAUGAUCACCAGGAAAAACUGGACCUAGAGGAUUUCGGGAUGAACCAGGAGCAGCGGAGGGUUCUGGAGGAUCUGUCUAUACAAGAUGGGGUAGGAAGAGCUGUCGCAGAGGGACUACGCUGUUAUACGCGGGUGUGUAUAUAGACGUUUAGGUCAAUAUAUAAAUAAACGCUUAGAUUUUCAUUCCAGUCAUUAAAUUCUGGGUGAUAAAAGUUGUGUGGUAACUUGAGCACCAAAACCGAGGAAAGAAUUUAAUUAAGGCCGAUUCACACUGAGCAACUUUUUGGUUAAAACUGUUGAAUUGCGACCUGCUUACAACAUGAGCUAUAUUGCGUACAGUAAAUCAAGUUACAACAACGUAGGCCAUUUGUGCGCUUUAAUUACACAUUAUUUCAUGAUUGACUCGGUUUUCUUUGAUGUACCGCGGGCUGUAUAUAGCAUAAUGCCCUUGAAUACCAUACAGCCCUAAUUAGUCAAGAAAUAAGCGAGAAAACUAGAAAAAUACUUGUCGAAAUCGAAAAAAAACAAUAAAACUUUGUUAGAAAACCUCUUCAAUCAUGAAAUAAGUCAGUUAAUUACCUCGAAUAUCGGGCUUUAUGCUAUAUAAAGCCCUCGAACGCUUCGCGUUCUCGGGGCUGUAUAUAGCAUAAAGCCCUCCUUCUCGGUAAUUAACUCUUACUUAUAACCCAAGUAAACAGGUUGCAUGCAGGAGUUCUAGCUAGAGAGCCGGUGUAGUGUAAAUCGGCUUUUAAAACAUCAAAGAGGAAUACAUUCAUGCGCGAAACAUGGAAAUGAUGCUUUGAUUCGUUUCUUCACAAUAGUGCUUUUGCUUGCAGGUGUAAUGGGUGGCUCGUACUAUUCUUACGGUGGUGGUUCAAACUAUCUCUGUAUGCCACUCGAUCCAACAUACGAUAAGACUGUGAAUGGCAACCAAGGUUACUCAUAUGUAUAUGGAAUUGAAUACGAAAUGGGUGCACACGCAUCUCUUUUCCCGAAGAACCUUCAUGACCAUGACGCAGUCUGCGCCGUGUGCUUUGCUGAGUCACGUGGAAGUCAGGUGAUGAUCCCUGCUCGCAACGUUUGUCCAGAGGGUUGGACCCGAGAGUAUACCGGUUACUUAAUGUCGACACAUAUUUCGUAUAAACGAAGUGAGUUUAUUUGUGUAGAUGGUGCCCCAGAAGCUAGACAAGGAACUCGAGCAAAUUUAAACGGUGGUUUGUUGUAUGUGGUUGAAGGUCGUUGUGGUUCUUUGCCGUGUCUUCCAUAUAAACAAGGUGCUGAAUUGACAUGCGCAGUUUGCACCAAGUAAUCAGCAUUCAACAUUUUCAUGAUUUAUUCAACUUUGUUUUAAUUGACGAAAUAUACGUAUAUUAACUUUAUUAUGUUUUCAUUAUUCCAGUUUGGCAACUUCUUUUAUUCCGGUUUGGCAACUUCUUUUAUCAAAAUAAUGUUGUAUUAUUAUUCAGUUGAUUUCUUCUGGUAUUUGAUUAUGUUUGCCCGAAGUGUAAGGUGGCGACAGCACUUUUUUACCUGGGCACUUUUUUCUCUCUUUUACAUCAACUGUUGGUCAUAAUUAC